GUCCUCGUACCUAUUACCUAUUAAAUAAAUUUAUCAUAUUCUCAUUGCUUUUAUGGCAUUUUAAAUAGUUAGAAAGGAAGUGGAAUAGUAUCUCCUAAUGGGAUACAUUUGUUAGUAAAACACAGUCCUAAAAUUCUAUUGAAAUGAGUGAUAACGAAAAAGAAGAGGCCGCUAAUUUGAAAGAAGAAUUUGAAUGGGUUCUUCGUGAAGAGGUUCACGCUGUAUUACAUCAGCUACAUUCGGUUCUCGUUGAAUGUGCCCAUAGGUUUCCUGUGCCUUUGUAUGGCAACGAAGGUCAAAAGCAAGACAAAUUUAUUUUAACAUCGCAACCUGAACAAUUAAAAUGUAUUGUAACACUCACUGGAGAUAGCAUAACUCAUGCAGAUAUAAGUUUUAAAGUUCUGCGACAAAUGCAUACAAUAUGUCGUACAUCUAUUAAUCAGGAUGGACCAUGGAAAUUACAACAAAUUCAAGAUGCUGCUAACCACUUACAACAGGCUUUAGGUUAUAUUGAUAAUGUUGACAAGCACUAUAUAUUCAAAUCCUCAGAAGAAGUUUUGCACAUAAUACAGUGUCUACUUGGAUCUCUACAAAGAGCCCGUACUGCCUUACUACUGCCUAAGAAAAAAGCAAUCGAUGAGCUUAUGAAAAGUAGAAAUAUGAAAGCACUAUCUCCAAAUCUUCCUGAAGACUUGGCUAUAUCAUUCUACAUACAAUCUCAUAAGUUGAUAUUUGUUGCAUACCAACUAAGUUCUGUGCAUGGAACAAUGAGGAUUGAUUCAUGUCAGGCAGACUGUGCUGUGCCAUGGUUGAGUGAUGUGUUGCAGAUGUUAACAGCUUCUCUUCAUAUGUGUCAGCAGCUUAAAGAUAAGCUUUGCGUGUUCUCCCAGUAUAAGGACUUCACGGUAGGCUCGAGAUCUGCUUCGAUGGUGUUAAACUAAAUGUCCCCAUGUUAUCAGAUUCUCAAAUGUUACUAAGCUUAUGUAACUAGCUAUAUUAUACAAUAAUUGUACAUGUAUUUAUUUAGUAAUAAUUACCAAGUCCAUUGUUGAUAUUCUUGUUGAGUAUGUUGUAACAUAAUGUAUAGUUGAUUAGUCAUAAAUUAACAUUAAUUUAUUGUAUAGGGAAUAAUCGAUUGAGGACAGCGUAUUAGUGGGAUUGUGAAGAAAUAUGUCACUUAGGUGACCAUCAGACACCAUCAUUGCAACCGAUGGUCAGAAAAAACAGACUAUUAUGCAUAAGAGUAGUUGAAUUUUCUUUUCUAAUUCGUUUCAUAUGAAGUAGUGACAGUAAGGUCAAUUUGAAUAAAUGCAGAAUUUUGAUUGAACUUAUUGAACAUGUCUAAAACUCUGAUCUUGUAUUAAUAUACGUAUAACGUAUGGAUUACAAUUUUAAUUCCGAGAAUCUUAAUUAUAAUGAAUAUCUCAAAUGAAAAAAAAUUAUACUUGCUUUCAUUCCGUAACAAUUUUUUUAAAGAAAACUGAAAAUAUCAAUAUGUAUUAUUAAUUUUAUUAUUUAGAAAUACAAUAUUUGUGAUACUAAUCUAUUUAUUUGUUAUCAGGAAUAAUUUGUCGAUGAAAUUGACUUGAAUAAUAAUAACGGAGAUAAA
Achroia grisella is the source of this 1609-nucleotide messenger RNA. It is a transcript of the gene rogdi, whose product is annotated as protein rogdi. Gene Ontology annotation, cellular component: RAVE complex. The record is from RefSeq and is a predicted model, not a curated record. NCBI's taxonomy places the organism in Eukaryota, Metazoa, Arthropoda, Insecta, Lepidoptera, Pyralidae. The transcript has 7 exons. Bases 144 to 941 code for a protein of 265 amino acids.